AUGUGUUCCUCACAUUACCUUUUGCGAAAGAUCGUAUUUGCGAUUACGGGGCCGGAAUUGAUCAGUGUUCCGACAGGUUUUAGAACACCUUCUGAGCCUUAUGCCGCAGAUGUGUUUGAACGGGUGCUUUCUUUUGCUAUCAAAAUGUCAGAUGUAUGCAUAGAUCUGGCAAAGUGGACUGUGUGGCUUUGGUUACCGUUUGCGAUUUCUGAUCCCCAAUUUGACGUUCGCGAUCUGGAGCCUAGUUUGCGUUUUGAACGUAAGCUAGUGGAGACUAGACAUAAGGAGUCCUAUUCAAUUUUAAUGCCAUUCCUCUCGAUUCUUGCAAAUACCAUUGGAGUAAGAAUGGUUUAUCCCGGUUGCCUAAGCAUGUUCAAUUCUUGGGCGCUUGAACCCCGAAUGAAGGCGCUGGAGUCUUUGCGAACAAAAUACAAUGCCCGUCGUGUGGGUCUCAUUACCAAUGAGGGACUGUUUGUGGAGGCCUUCUAUGCCGAUCGACGAAGGGAAGAAUCAGAAAAUGGGGAGAUCUUGGUCAUCUGCUGUGAGGGCAAUGCAGGAUUCGCUGAGAUUGGCAUUUCCGGCGUUCCAUUGUCAGCUGGUUUCUCGAUCCUCGCGUGGAAUCACCCCGGAUUCGGAAGCAGCAUGGGCAUGCCAUUCCCAGAGCAAGAGAUGAAUGCGGCGGAGGCGGUGGUGCUCUUCGCUAUCCAUCAUCUCCACUUCGAGCCUGCGGACAUUCGUCUCUUCGGUUGGUCUAUUGGUGGCUUCUCCGCUACGUGGGCUGCGAUGCAACUACCCAGUGUUGGAGGAUUGAUUCUGGAUGCGACAUUCGAUGCACUCGAUGAAUUGAGUAGGAACGCACUACCAUUCAUUGGAGAAUCAGUCCCCGUCGCCAUGGUUCAAAGUUUCUUCAAUUUAAACAAUGUAGCACAAAUUACUGAGUACCCAGGUCCGAUUAGAAUUAUACGACGUAGCAAUGACGAGGUCAUAUCCACAGAUGCGGAUGAGCAACGAUUAUCGAAUCGUGGGAAUUAUUUGGUCUUCGGCCUGCUGAAAUACAGGUUUCCUCACCUCUUUAAUGACGACACGGAGGUUCUGUUUUGGAAAUACCUUGCAAUGGAUAAGGCUGAACAGGAGUCCUAUUUGACGAAACACGGCAUAGUGGACGAGGUGAUGGCGCCAAUUUUGCAGCACGAGUUUCGUAAGGAGAUGCUGGAUUUCGCUUGCUCUGAGGAUGAUGCCUCCGGCUUGACGAUGGAUGUGCACCGCUCUCUCCCCUUUCCCUCCCAUCUUGGCGAGGAAGGGAUCAGCGACGCUAUGAAACGCUCCGUCCUCAUCUACUUGACCAGUAAGUAUUUUAUGGAAGCAAAGGGUAGCCAUUGCACCACACUAGACCAGGGGAGCUUCCAGGAACCCUGGUCUGAGUCCCUCGUCCUCUGUCGCUCGCAGACUGUCAACAUCGAUUUGGAGACCGAAGGCAGCAGCGCCAGCAAUGGCUACGAUGACAGCGCGGAUGGGGGAGAGAUAAACGACUGGGAGAAAGUUGCCUGA
Echinococcus granulosus is the source of this 1548-nucleotide messenger RNA. RefSeq names its product Protein BAT5. Gene Ontology annotation, molecular function: glycerophospholipase activity; monoacylglycerol lipase activity. The record is from RefSeq and is a predicted model, not a curated record. Gene Ontology annotation, biological process: monoacylglycerol catabolic process; phosphatidylserine catabolic process. Lineage: Eukaryota; Metazoa; Platyhelminthes; Cestoda; Cyclophyllidea; Taeniidae. The transcript is spliced from 15 exons. Gene Ontology annotation, cellular component: endomembrane system. The coding region runs from base 1 to 1548 and encodes 515 amino acids.